Molecule: messenger RNA, 1273 nt
Organism: Plutella xylostella (diamondback moth)
Lineage: Eukaryota; Metazoa; Arthropoda; Insecta; Lepidoptera; Plutellidae
Biological process (GO): DNA integration
Molecular function (GO): nucleic acid binding
Source: RefSeq, a predicted model, not a curated record
UAGAUUUAGAGGCAAGCCUAUGACAAACAUAAUGGGAAACCUACCAGUAGAGCGUGUUAUGCCAGAUUUUCCAUUUGCUACUGUCGGUACUGACUUUGCCGGUCCUUUCCUUAUCACCGACCGAAAAGGAAAGGGAUGUAAAAUUACGAAGUGCUAUCUUUGCAUCUUCAUUUGUUUCAAUUAUAAAUGCAUACACUUGGAGGCGGUUAGUGAACUCUCCAAGGAUGCUUUUAUUUUAGCGCUUAAGCGCUUCAUUGCACGUAGAGGUCUGCCUAAAUUAAUUAGCUGUGAUAAUGGUGGAAAUUUUGUAGCCGCGGCCCGCGAAAUUAAAGAUUUUUUGAACUCGAAAGAGAACACUAAUGCCGUUCUAGAUUUCUCAGCUCAGCAAGGUCUAGAAUUUAAAUUUACACCAGCAUACGCCCCUAAUUUUGGAGGAUACCAUGAGGCUGGGGUCAAGUCAGCCAAAUUUCAUUUGCGUAGGAUAUUAGGGAACGCACAUUUGACCUUUGAAGAGUUGAGCUCACUGUUCGCACAAAUCGAGGCCAUCCUUAACAGCCGUCCCCUCUGCCCUCUCAGUCCUUCCCCUGAUGACCUACAGCCCCUCACACCGGGACACUUUUUGAUUGGCAGGCCACUCACUGCACUGCCCGCACCAACGCUGACGGACUGCAACACCAAUCGCUUGGAUCGCUACCAGCGCCUCGAACAAGUUCGGCAGCACUUCUGGCGUCGCUGGUCCAACGAAUACGUCGGAGAACUGCAGCAACGUACCAAGUGGCGGGUCAGGUGCACGGACCUUAAGACUGACGACAUGGUGCUGCUGAAAGACGACAGCGCCCCCCCUCUCUGCUGGCGCCUCGGCAGAGUGGUCAAGUUGUUCCCGGGAACCGACGGAGUUCCGCGCGUCGCUGACGUGUCUACCUCGCGUGGCGUGGUGCGCCGCGCUCUCAAUCGCAUCUGCCUACUGCCUAUGCCGGUGGCGGACGACAACAAAACUUGAAAGGUUGCAAUACCUUUCAAUGGCCCGGAGGAUGUCUGCGCCCGCAAAGAUAGCCUGUUUUAGUUAGUAUAUAAGAUUCAAAUUUGCAAUGUAUAAAGUUACCAUGAUCUAUGAUAGCGGGCCGAUGCCCCCACCACUUCUCUCGAACAUUCACCUUUGGGCUACCGAGCCACGCGCCUGUGUACAAUUAACUAAUUGUUGUAAUCUAUAUUUGGCAAAUAAGUACGAUUUAAAGAAAUUCGCAUCUUUCAUUUGCAUCCUUUGUUCUCAUCG